Caenorhabditis elegans is the source of this 1537-nucleotide messenger RNA. It is a transcript of the gene wrt-2, whose product is annotated as WaRThog (hedgehog-like family). Bases 54 to 1418 code for a protein of 454 amino acids. Lineage: Eukaryota; Metazoa; Nematoda; Chromadorea; Rhabditida; Rhabditidae. The transcript has 8 exons. The record is from RefSeq and is marked reviewed. Gene Ontology annotation, cellular component: extracellular region.
AUUGUAGUUCAAAUCGCUUCUCAUUGACAAUCAACCUGCCAAUUGUUUCUCGGAUGCAUACGCCGAUCAUAUUCCUUUUGGCUUUAGUGCCAGUGGCCCUUGCCUCCUACUGUGGACAAUCAGCUAUUCCAUACACUUUCCAAGUACUAAGAUCUGGCUACCCUGUUCUUGGGUGUGCAAGACCAAAAUGCUUCGGAUGGACUGCAAAUGGAACAAGAGCUGGAGAAACUGCUCAAUUCUAUAGAGUUGCUGGAAAGGAUGAUGGAUACCUCAGAAGAUCCGAUCAAUUCAUCAAGAGCCCAAGCAAAAAUCCAAACUUUGUUCCACAACUUGCGAUUUGCACUGAUGAAUACAAAUCAAAAACAUGCGAGGAGGGAGAGUGGGUUGGAGGGCUUUCACCACAAUCGGAUCCAUUCGCUGACCAACUGGAGAUGAAAUGCUGCAGUUAUCAAGUUCUUAUCAGCGCAGAGGAUCGCGGAAACGCUAUUGUUAAGCAAGGACAAUUGGUAGUUGGAGGAGAGGUUUUGGAUGGUUCUAGACUUGUUGCUUUUGAUUACAUCUCGAAUUUGAGCAAGAGUGUUUCCGAAAAUGGAACCGUUGUUUACGUUGCUUCUAUCAAGCGAAUGCCAUGCUUCGACGAAGAGCAAGCUGUGGAGAACAAGAAACGAGAAAACACAAUCGUCGAGGCCGCCGCCGUUGUUGAACAACCAGCAACCACCCCAACAGCUUCUUCUGUUGUCACUCACCAACCAUCAGUCACAGUUCCACAACAGGGAGCUCCACUUAACAUUCAACCAUAUGCUCCACAACAACAACAAGUCCAACAGCCAGCUCAAGUCGCUUACCCGGGAGUUGUGAAUCCAGCCACAAACUACGGACAAUUUUCUCAACAAGCGUACGGAGUCGCACAAAAUGGACAAUAUUCUGGAUAUCCACAAUAUGCUCAACAGCAACCUCAGCCACAAUACUACCAAGACCCAUUUGCCGCAAUGCUUCAACAACAGCACCAAGCAUUCCAGCAACAAGUUUAUGCUAACCAGCAGCAGCAACAACAACAGAUGCAGCAGCAGCAGCAGCAACAACAAGCACAACCACAGCAACAGCAGCAACCAGCUCAGCCACAGCAACAACUUGGAUUUGCCCCACUCCCACAGUUCCCACAACCAAUGAUGUUCCAAGCUCCACAAGUUGUCGCUCAGCCAGGAGUAGCAGCAGCAGCAGGAGUUCCACAAAUGCCAAUUGGUGCUCUUCCACAAAUGCCGGUUCAAAUGACAUCUACACUUCCACCAAUGACCCUCCCAAAACUUGAGGAUCUUCCAAAGCUUCAAAUUCCAAGCGUAGAAGAUGUUGAGCAGGUCAUCCCACCAGUCCAGCGUGCCAUUCUAACCAGUGUUGCCAAAUUUUUCGGAGUCCUCUAAAAGCGCCAACUAGCUAGCCUCAAUUAUCACAUAUGAUUUCAUUUGUCCCAUUUCGAAAGCUCGUACUAAUAACACAAAAAUCUACUAUUUAUCUGAGAACAGUAAUAAAUACAAUUUUC